Messenger RNA from Moneuplotes crassus, 906 nucleotides. The record is from the annotation of a GenBank genome assembly. Lineage: Eukaryota; Ciliophora; Spirotrichea; Euplotida; Euplotidae.
AUGAAGCUAGGCAAAAAAUUGAUAGUCUUUAAGCCAAAGGUAUCCAAAACAUACCUUGCUCAGCCAGAAGUUGAGAUCGAAGCAAGUAAUGAUGAAAACAAGUGAGACCGGAAUUUAAAUAACACCACUACAUCGGGUGAUCGGAAGCGUAGCUCUAAAAUUAUUCGGAUAAAGAAAAAGAAUCAGUUGGUUCUUCGAGAUCCAAAAUUUGAAAAAUAAUUUCUGGUCGAAUGAUAAGUGUCCCGAAAAAGAUAAAAAGAAUCUCAAAGAGUUGUCUAGUUCUGCUUUAGAGAAUCUUCAACAUACAAUAAGUCCCAAAGGCCUUAAAGCUACUUCUAAAAAAUUCAGACCAGGGAGACUUUUAAGAAGAGGUACAAGAAGCUUUCAAUCGAUUCCGAAAAAUAUUCUGAGUCCAACAUUGGAAACGAUUCAGGAAUAUCCACAAGAGAUUUUCUCUGACUCCCAAGGUCACAAAUUCCCAAUUCCUAAAUUCCAAGCUCUGGAGAAAACAGCAAAUAAGAGAUACAGCAACCAAUGUGAUUUACUUCACUCUCCCCAUCUAAAGUUUCAGGAGGAAAAAAAGAUGGAAAUCUUAUCCAAGUACUGAAACACCGAAAGUGAAGGAGAGACUGAUAGCACAAAAGAAAGCGAUUUAAAAUCCUCGUACAUUAGGAAAAAUUCUAUAAAGAGGAAGCCAAAUGCUCCUCCUGCUCCUCGGCCUGUCCCAUCGACGAAAGCAUUAAAAAUGAUUAUGAACAAAACAAUUCGUGAUGUUUCUCGAUAUAAAAAGAAAAUAUUUAACAAAAACAGGACUAUUCCAUGCCGCUCAGCCCAGAGUUUACCAAGAUUACCCAAUCUCAGCUAAAUUAUUUAUUUCUUUAUUAUAUAAUACUUUGCUCAUAUUCC